AUGAGGUUCUUUGCCUUCCUCGCCUUUGCCGGCCAUGUGGCGGCCUUAUGGCCUGUCCCUCAAUCUUUCACCAACGGAACUUCUACUGUUUGGAUUGCGGAGGACUUUAAGGUCUCAUAUAACAAUCAAGAUCUUCCGCGCCCAAAAGCUGGAACCAAAACGAUCGCAAGCUUGGAGAUUGUCGCGGCCGCUGUGCAGAGGGCUCGUGAAUCUAUCUUCGCAAGUAGUAUUGUUCCUUGGAAGUUCCAUCCACGCAAUGAGCUGGAUAAAUAUGAACCCCCGGCGGCUGGCCAUUCAAAGACGUAUAUCCGGAGACUCCAGAUCACCCAGACGACAAAAGACGACAAAUCAACAUUCAAGCCCCUCGCAGGCACAGUUAAUGAAAAUUAUAACUUAACUAUCGGAACUAAUGGCGAAGCAACCAUCUCGGCAGAAUCAUCUACUGGAGUUCUCCGUGCUCUGGAGACUUUCACACAAUUAUUCUAUUCGCACUCGGUCAAAGGCACUGGCGUGUAUUCCAAUCUCGCCCCCGUCAGUAUUAGUGAUUGGCCAAAGUUCAACCACCGAGGCUUGGACUUGGAUGUUUCCAGAAACUGGUACCCCAAAGAGCACAUCCUCCGGACUAUUGAUGCCCUUUCUUGGAACAAAUUCAAUCGUUUCCACAUCCACAUGACCGAUGCACAAGCCUGGCCCCUGGAUGUCCCCGCGCUACCAGAACUAUCUAAAAAAGGAGCGUAUCACGAUGGACUAUCCUAUACGCCUCAAGAUGUCGAAGAUAUCCAGAUCUACGGUAUCUACCGUGGUGUCGAGGUUAUCAUUGAGAUAGAUAUGCCUGGCCACACAACAGCCGUUGGAUUCGCAUACCCAGAGCUCGUCACCGCAUUUCGUCAGCAGUCAUGGCAUGAUUAUUGCUCUGAGCCCCCUUGCGGGCAACUCAAGCUUAAUUCCACGCCGGUCUACGACUUUGUCACCAAACUGUUCGAUGAUGUGCUACCCAGACUCUCUCCAUAUUCGGCAUAUUUCCACACAGGUGGAGACGAGAUUGAAAGUAGCGACUACCUUCUGGAUGACACUGUCAACUCCAAGGACGUCGCAGUCAUCACCCCCCUACUUCAAAAGUUCGUCGACCACAGUCAUGACUUGGUCAGGAAAGCAGGCCUUGUACCAAUUAUUUGGCAGGAGUUGCUUCUCACAUGGAAUCUUACCAUUGGAAAAGAUGUCAUAGUUCAGACCUGGGAUGGUGCUAAAGCCCUUAACGCGGUAACUUCGCGAGGACACAAAGCUCUCUUCGGAGAUACCGACAGCUGGUACCUCGCCUGUGGUCACGGAAAAUGGUUCAACUUCGAAAACGCCGAUAUCCCAGCCAACUACCCGUACGCUGACUUUUGUUCACCCAUUAACAACUGGCGUGUGGUGUGGGAAUAUGACCCAACCGCUUCUCUGUCUGCUGAGCAGGCUAAGUUGGUUAUUGGAGGCGAGAUCCAUCUCUUUAGCGAGCAAAGCGAUCCAUCAAACCUGGAUCCGAUGGUCUGGCCACGAUCGUGCGCCGCGGGAGAAAAUAUGUGGUCUGGGCGGAAGACUCAAAGCGGGCAAAAUAGGAGCCAGAUUGACGCAGCUGUAAGAUUGUCUGAUAUGAGAGAGAGGAUGGUGCUGCGGGGAAUCACUCUUGCACCUGUUCAGAUGGCGUGGUGUACACAAUAUGGUGGUGACUGCACGUGGUGA
This is a messenger RNA of Penicillium concentricum, 1722 nucleotides long. Its product is annotated as beta-N-acetylhexosaminidase. Gene Ontology annotation, molecular function: beta-N-acetylhexosaminidase activity. NCBI's taxonomy places the organism in Eukaryota, Fungi, Ascomycota, Eurotiomycetes, Eurotiales, Aspergillaceae. The transcript is spliced from 3 exons. Gene Ontology annotation, biological process: glycosaminoglycan metabolic process; carbohydrate metabolic process. Gene Ontology annotation, cellular component: membrane. The coding region runs from base 1 to 1722 and encodes 573 amino acids. The record is from RefSeq and is a predicted model, not a curated record.